AUGGCGCUCAAGAACAUUCUUGCCCUUUUGGUUGUUCUUAGUGUUCUUGGAGUUUCUGUUGCCAUACCAAAUCUGAGCCUUGGCCUUGGCCGUGGCCUUGACCUCGACUACUACCGGAAUCAGUGUCCUAACGCAGAAGGCAUUGUCCGUAGAGUCACAGUGGAAUAUGUUACUCGCCAGAAGAGUCUUGCGGCCGCGCUUCUAAGGAUGUAUUUUCAUGAUUGUUUCGUGAGAGGAUGUGAUGCUUCCCUUCUUCUGAAAUCUCCAAACAAGGAUGCGGAAAGAGAUGCUAUCCCUAACUUGUCAGUGAGAGGGUACGAAGUGGUUGAUGCCGCCAAGAAAGCCCUCGAAAAGAAGUGUCCCGGUGUUGUUUCUUGCGCUGAUGUUCUUGCCUUAGUCGCCAGAGACGCCGUCCUAGUGGUCAAUGGACCAUGGUGGCCGGUUCCAUUGGGCCGAAGGGAUGGUCGCAUCUCAAGAAAAUCCGAGGCUAAUCUACCAUCGCCUUUCGCAAACAUAGAUCAACUGAAGAAGAGCUUUUGGGACAAGGGUCUUAGCACUAAAGACCUUGCCGUUCUCUCAGGAGCUCACACCAUCGGAAUCUCUAGCUGCGCUCUCGUUAACCCCCGUGUCUACAACUUCACCGGAAAGGGCGAUUUCGACAAGUCGAUGAACCUUGGCUACGUUAGGGCAUUGAAGAGAAAGUGCAAGCCCACUGAUUUCAGGACCCCAGUGGACUUGGACCCAGGCAGUGCCAAGAAGUUCGACACUCAUUACUACAAUGCCGUGGCUCAGGGUAAAGGACUGUUCGUCUCUGACUCAGCACUUCUCAAUGACGUUGAUACCAAAAACUACGUUAUAAAACAGGCUGGUGUUUCCUUCAACAAAGAUUUCGCCGACUCAAUGUACAAACUUGGUUUUCUUGAUAUACUCACCGGGAAACAGGGUGAGAUCAGGAAGAAAUGCUCCUCCGUUAACUAA
This is a messenger RNA of Arabis nemorensis, 978 nucleotides long. The record is from the annotation of a GenBank genome assembly. NCBI's taxonomy places the organism in Eukaryota, Viridiplantae, Streptophyta, Magnoliopsida, Brassicales, Brassicaceae.